AAUAAUUUAAAUAAAUUGAAUAUAAAAUAAAAAUAAAUUAUUGAAAACUCCUGAAACAGAAAAAUUGCAAAAUUUUUCCCAAUCAAAUAAUUUUUUUCCUGCAAACGUUAAAUAUAACAGCCUAAAUCUGGAUUUUCAUCAGGAAAGCUUUUUUAACUCCGCUCCGCCCAUAUCAAUGAUGAAUCAGGACAAUCCAUAUGCGAUGAAUCAGACCUGUAAGGUCUGUGGCGAACCGGCGGCAGGUUUCCAUUUUGGCGCAUUCACCUGUGAAGGUUGCAAGUCAUUUUUCGGCCGCUCCUACAACAAUUUGUCUUCCAUCUCGGAUUGCAAAAACAACGGCGAAUGCAUCAUCAACAAAAAGAAUCGCACCGCCUGCAAGGCUUGCCGCCUGCGCAAAUGUCUGAUGGUGGGCAUGUCCAAGAGUGGCUCCCGUUAUGGACGUCGCUCGAAUUGGUUUAAGAUCCAUUGUCUGUUGCAGGAACAGCAGCAACAGGCGGCAGCUGCCAUGGCGGCGCAUCAGCAAAAUCAUCAGCAUCAACAACAGCAACAGGCACAGCAUCAAACGGCGGGGCAUCAUCCGGGUUUGUUGGCGGCCCGGGGUGGUAUACCACCACCAGCUGCCGCGGCUGCAGCCCUAGGUAUGCUGGGCCAUGCCGGAGCCUAUCCAGGGCUCUAUCCACCACGUACCAAAGAAGAAUUGAUGAUGUUGAGCCUGGAAGAAUAUGCCAAACAUCCGGUAACCUCACCCUCGGUUAGUUCGCCGGAUUCCCAUAACUCGGAUAAUUCAGGGGAGGUAAAUGGUAGAGGGGUGGCGGCCAGUAAUCCCGGUUUGCUACACUUAUCAGCCAAACAUGUUGCCGCCGAAUCGGCCUCCGGUUCCUCUGCCUCCACAAAUGUCAAUGUUCCUGCACCCCAUCCCCUGAGGAAAGAUCUACCGCCCUUCUUGCCCUUGUCAUUUCCCGCCCUGUCAUCAAUGCCUGUCAUGCCACCACCCAGUUUUCUACCUCCAUCACAUUUGCUGUUCCCCGGCUAUCAUCCUGCCCUCUAUCAACAUGCCCAUGCAGGGCUGAUGAAACCCUCACCGGAGCAACAGGUUGCCGCCGCAGCAAUGCAUCAAUUAUUUCAAAAUUCUCCCAGAUUUCAUGGUGUUCCCAAUCCCACCACCAGUCCCCUGGCCAUGCAUGAGAGUCAUCACAAACUAACCCCGUCCGAAGAUAAACCUGAUAGUCCUCGAUCCGAUGCCUUGAACAAUAAUCACAUACCCAAUGGCAGUAAGGCUGCCGAGGAGUUAACCAAGAGAUUCUAUUUGGAUGCGGUAUUAAAAUCCCAGCAACAGCAGCAGGCCCAUAGCCCUCCACCAGCCACCAAAUUGCCGAAUAUCAGUAAACAUGAUCAUUCCAUUAGUGCCCUGGUAACACCCAACUCGGAGAGUGGUAGGGCUCAACACAAUCAUUCCCGCCAAAGUAAUGAGGAGGAGGAACAAGAGAGGGAGGAGAGUCCACAUAAAAAUCGCGCUCUUGAAUCCCAAGCCAAUGGCCAUGAUGGGGAGAGGGCCAGAAAUGUGGCUGGAGAAGAGAAUGCUAAUGAAGAGGAGGAUGAAGAUUUAGUGGUUUCAAUGACUCCACCCCACUCCCCCUUAGAGGUGGAUGAUGGUCCACAUCCCAGAUGUGAUGAUGAAAAAUCUCAAAACCCCACCACCGAGCAUAACUCUCAAGACAAUCCCAUCGAUUUGAGCAUGAAAGCAGUGAGCUCGGUGACCAGCACGGUCAGUGAUGGUAGUCAGGAUAGUGGAAGGGGGGCCCAAAUUAGGGCUAAUGAUAAAUGUGAUUCAUCCUCCUCGUCCUCUGAAACAGAAAAUGAAAAGGAAAAGACCGCGAGGGUUUUGGAUCCGUGGAAGACUUCGGAGGAAUUGAUUAGAAAAAGAGAUCAUGAAAAAUCGAAUUUGAAGAGAAAUCUUUCUGAGGAGAGUAACAAAUUGGGAGAACCGGAGGAGAUACCCAGGAAAAUUGCUAAAUUGGGAGCAGCGGCAUUGGAUUUGACACAGAAGAUUUGAGAAACUGCAGAUCGAGAUUAGUAGGAGAGAGAG
Messenger RNA from Musca domestica (house fly), 2086 nucleotides. RefSeq names its product knirps-related protein. The record is from RefSeq and is a predicted model, not a curated record. Gene Ontology annotation, biological process: regulation of DNA-templated transcription. Lineage: Eukaryota; Metazoa; Arthropoda; Insecta; Diptera; Muscidae. The coding region runs from base 176 to 2053 and encodes 625 amino acids. Gene Ontology annotation, molecular function: sequence-specific DNA binding; DNA-binding transcription factor activity; zinc ion binding. The transcript has 4 exons.